Choloepus didactylus (southern two-toed sloth) is the source of this 3173-nucleotide messenger RNA. It is a transcript of the gene STK32B, whose product is annotated as serine/threonine kinase 32B. Gene Ontology annotation, molecular function: ATP binding; G protein-coupled receptor binding; G protein-coupled receptor kinase activity. Gene Ontology annotation, biological process: G protein-coupled receptor signaling pathway; protein phosphorylation; regulation of signal transduction. The coding region runs from base 165 to 1409 and encodes 414 amino acids. The record is from RefSeq and is a predicted model, not a curated record. The transcript is spliced from 12 exons. Lineage: Eukaryota; Metazoa; Chordata; Mammalia; Pilosa; Megalonychidae.
GAGGGGACACGGCGGGCGCGGCCCCCGCCCCUGCGCGGCGCUCAGCUCCCUGCCAGCUCCGAGCGGGCUGUAGCCUCGGCUCGGCGCGCACCCGCAGCUCGCAGCCCGCAGCCCCGCGGCGGGGCAUGUAGCCACGGCAGCAGCGGCAGCGGCCGCCGCGGAAUAUGGGCGGGAACCACUCCCACAAGCUCCCGGUGUUUGAUGAGAAUGAGGAAGUCAACUUUGACCACUUUCAGAUUCUGCGGGCCAUUGGUAAAGGGAGUUUUGGAAAGGUAUGCAUCGUGCAGAAGCGAGACACCAAGAAAAUGUACGCAAUGAAGUACAUGAACAAGCAGAAAUGCAUCGAGAGGGACGAGGUUCGCAACGUCUUCCGGGAACUACAGAUCAUGCAGGGCCUGGAACAUCCUUUCUUGGUGAAUCUGUGGUACUCCUUCCAGGAUGAGGAGGACAUGUUCAUGGUGGUGGACCUGCUUCUCGGGGGAGACCUGCGCUACCACCUGCAGCAGAACGUGCACUUCACGGAGGGAGCUGUGAAGCUCUACAUCUGCGAGCUGGCCCUGGCCCUGGAGCAUCUGCAGAGGCACCACAUCAUCCACAGAGACAUCAAACCUGACAACAUACUACUGGAUGAACAUGGGCACGUUCACAUUACAGAUUUCAACAUAGCGACGGUCGUGAAAGGAGCAGAAAAGGCUUCCUCCAUGGCUGGAACCAAGCCCUACAUGGCUCCAGAGGUGUUCCAGGUGUACAUGGAUGGAGGCCCCGGGUACUCGUACCCUGUUGACUGGUGGUCCCUGGGUGUCACUGCCUACGAGCUCCUGCGCGGCUGGAGGCCAUACGAGAUCCACUCGGCCACGCCCAUCGGGGAGAUUCUGCACCUGUUCAAGGUGGAGCGUGUCCACUUCUCCUCCACGUGGGGCAAGGGCAUGGUCGCCCUGCUGAGGAAGCUCCUGACCAAGGACCCCGAGUGCCGCCUGUCCAGCCUGGGAGACGUUCAGAGCGCACCCUACCUGGCCGACAUGAACUGGGACGCGGUGUUGGAGAAGGCGCUGGCCCCUGGCUUCGUGCCCAACAAAGGGAGACUGAACUGUGACCCCACGUUUGAACUUGAAGAAAUGAUUCUAGAAUCCAAGCCGCUUCACAAGAAGAAGAAGAGGCUGGCGAAGAACAGAUCCAAAGAGGGCACGAAGGAGAGCUGCCUGCUGAACGGACACCUGCAGCAGUGUCUGGAGACCGUGCGGAAGGAAUUCAUCAUAUUCAACCGAGAGAAGCUGAGGAGGCAGCAGGGGCAGAGCGGCCAGCUCCUGGACACGGAAGACCGAGCGGGCAGCCAGCCCCAGGGCAAGCUCCGGGACGGGUGCAACAACAACAUCCUCACCCACGCCUGCUCCCGUGGCUGCAGCAGCUAAUCCGCCACCUGCUGCUGCUCCACUGGGACUGCAUUCUCUCUGCCCUGCCCACCUGCCCCUUCUGUGCAGUGAGGACCCUGUCUCACCUCCAGUAACAUCAGAUGCAGAAGGAGCCCGGGGCUCAGAGCCGGGAAGCCUGGGUUCAGAUCCCAGCUCCCCUGCCGAUUCCCCGUGUGAGCUUGGACAAGCCCUGCCCUUUCUGUGCCUGUUUUCUGCAUCUGUCAAAGGGAGUUAAACAGCUCUCUGCCCCACCUCUAAUUACAAGAAUCCAGUUGUAGAGCAGACGCAACACCUUUGACAUUCCUAAAAUUGUUUAUAAAUUCAAAAUAUAACUUUAAAAUUUGAAGCGUACUUUGCAACUCAGUUCUUCCUAGCUGUUAGAUGGGUACCUUCAGAAAAAAAUGCAAGCCUGUAAGGCUAAAGAGAGGCCUGCGGAGUUUUACCCUCCUGCAGACACACCAUUCCCAAAUCCUGGAGCCAAACCUGAAGUGUCUUCAUUUGCAUUCUCUGCGAGAGCACAGUCCUCCUCACCUCCCAACAUGGCGCAUUGUGCAGUCCCCCCUGCUCCCUGAGGUCCUGGGGCUACAGAUGCUUUCCUCCCCUUGCUCCCAGAAGAAUGCCUUCCUCCUUUUAAUUUCAGCAGCCCCAGGCCCUGAGGUACUGGGAUGGCACACAGGGGCCAGCUCAGAUGAGAACUGGGUCAACUGACAUCAGUUAUUCCCAAAGAGAGUCAUAAAACCUCCCCCCAACAUCCAGCAGGGAAGCCGAGCCCUGCAUCUCCUCCUCGAGGAGGUGUCAGUUCAGCUCGUCAGCGUGGUCCUACACAGGGUACCCAACUGGCGUUGAUGAGUUGCCUCCACAUUUGUAAUUAGGAAGCCUAGGCAGGUAGGAAGAUUAUUCUAGGGGGUAAGUGGGUUCUGACAAAAAACAAACUGCUCUAUGAUCUAUUUUGGAAGCAGUUUGCCUUUGAAUAAAGCAUAGACUUUUGAAAUCACACUUCUUUUCAGUGUCCACUCCUGUCGUUUACUAACAGCAAAACCUUAGGCAAUCACUUAAUCACUCUGAGCAUCGGUUUCCUCCUUUUAAAAUGAGGAUAAUAAAACUAAUCUUGCAGAGUUCUUUUAGGGGGAAAUAAAAUCCUAAAUGUAGCACCCAGCACAUGGGGCAGGCUCACUGAAUGGCAGCCUUAUUUUGUCAUCACCAUUGUCAUCAACAUCGUUGCUUGGCGAACCUUUCCCAUUCAUGCACUUGGCAGUUUAGUUUUCUGGAGAAGCAGGCCUGGUCUUUAUGAUUCUGUAACUUUUCUCCCUGGAGUUUGUGACAGCUCUACAUCCCUGUUAAAGUCUGAUCAGGUGUUUAUUUUUUCAUCCAACUUCUGUUUUCACUGUUUACAUCACAAAUCUAACUUUGGUUGUCAAUUUCUUCUCUGAGAUUUCUUAAGAGACACUUUAAUGUAUGGUGUGGUUUUAUACUUUUAUUUUUUAAAAAAAGAAAAGAAAUGUGACUUUUUUCCUCCUUUGAACCAAGACUAUUUCUAGACUGUGAUGCCCAUGUGGUCUACUUGUCUUGCAUACCUUACAGCAUCUUCACCUCUCCAUCGGCACCAUCUUGUCCCCUCCAGGAAAUUACAGGGUUGCUCCACGGUGACCCUAGCAGCACUUAAGUUUUCCUACUGGACUGAGUUCAUGAAUUAUGGUGCAGGAACUGGGAGGAGCCCUAGAGACACUGGAUUUCCUGGGUCUGGUCAAGCCAGCUUUCCUUGUU